GCCCCAGGCGCCGCCUAUUCUUCCCUGCCAAGGCGCCGCUACGAGCCGGACCGGGUUUAAUCCCCAGUUCGCGUUGGCUGAAGCCGGCGGGCGGGCGGGCAUGGCGAAGGUGAAGGAGAGGGCGGCAGCUUUGAAUCUCCGCGCGAUGUACAGCCCGGCUAACAAGCCCCCAGGAUUCAGCUUGGCACAGAGACCAUUUGGAGCCACAUACGUCUGGAGCAGCAUUAUCAACGCACUUGAGACCCAAGUGGAAGUGAAGAAACGACGGCAAAAUCUGAAAUGUUAUAAUGACUGCUUUAUUGGCUCCGAUGCGGUGGAUGUCGUCUACUCCCACCUUCUCCAGAACAAAUAUUUUGGCAAUGUGGAUAUUUCCCGAGCAAAAGUGGUGAGAGUGUGUCAGGCACUGAUGGACUACAAAGUCUUUGAGGCAGUUUCUACCAGGGUCUUUGGAAAAGACAAGCGAUCAGUGUUUGAGGAUAGCAGCAGCAGCCUCUACAGGUUCCCAAAUACAGCUAAUCAGGUGGACAGUCCCUUUGGAAAGGAGGGCAGCUAUUUCAUACGUCAAAGACAGGAGCAAAGAGCAUUACUUAGCAUGACGCCUGUGAAAUCGGAGAGUUUGGAGGAUCUCUUGGAAAACUUGAGUCUCAAGCCUAUUGAUUCACCUCAAGUAAAGAGUUUGUCUCGUCAAGUUAUUAAUGAAGUCUGGAGAGAGCAAACAAUUGCUCGGCUGCUGCAUCUCAUUGACCUUCCACUACUUGACUCUUUACUGGAGUACCAAAAGUCACGAGACAGAUUUCCACAAAUGAAGCAGGAAUCUGAGUGUAGCUCUGCCAGCAACUAUCUGGACCGAGAGAUUCUGAAAGCUUUUGGUGACUCGCAGGCGGAUGAAUGGCUAUCAGCUGCAAUAGACUGUCUGGAGUAUCUACCAGAUCCAAUGGUGGUUGAAGUGAGUCGAAAUUUACCUGAUGGGCCUGAAAAAGUACACGUGGGGAAACUGCUGCUGUUUGAUACUCUUGGAAGAUACUACAGCCAAAAGAAAGAGCCCCUCUUAAAUCAUGCACCUGAUAUCCAUCUGGGAAUAGCAGAACUGCUAGUCAAUGGAAAGAACGAUCAAGCUUUGGAAGCAAUUCAGCUCUACCUGAAGUUGCUGGAGAGCCCAAUAAGGGAGGAAUUCAGGAGGCUUCUUUACUUCAUGGCUGUUGUUGCUCAGAAUUCUGAGCUUAAGCUGCAAACAGAGAGUGACAAUCGGAUGGUUGUGAAAAGAAAUUUCUCUAAAGCUAUAGUCAACAAUAAAAAUCUAUCUAAAGGAAAAACAGACCUUCUGGUUUUGUUUUUAGUUGACCGCCAGAAAGAUGUCUUAAAGAUUCCAGGGACAUUGCACAAAAUGGUUAGUGAUAAGCUUGUGGCUAUGCAACAAGGCAGAGAUUCCAACCUGAAUACAGGAUAUACUUUCUGCCAGAGGCUCGAUGAAAGCGAGUAUCACUGCAGUGCUAAAAAGACUACAAAAAAGGAACUUGUAUCUUUGCUGAAAACAAUUGAUGAGGACUCCAGUCUUUCUGCCAAAGAGCGAAAGAAGUUACUUGAUCAAUUCUAUGCUAGUAAUCCAGCUAUCUUUUUGCAAUAUUUUGACGAGAGAGGCACUGAUGCGGCCGUGUACUUCUAGAUAUAACGGAAGCUGUGUGUUUUGGCAACACUUUCUUGUUCUUUUAAAAGGUUUUUCUGUACCUAAAUAAACUUGUUUUGUAUAUAUGGUUGGAAAUAACACUAUCUGAAAAGAAUUAAAGCUGCUGAUUUGUAA
Molecule: messenger RNA, 1798 nt
Organism: Pogona vitticeps (central bearded dragon)
Lineage: Eukaryota; Metazoa; Chordata; Lepidosauria; Squamata; Agamidae
Gene: DEPDC7
Product: DEP domain containing 7
Biological process (GO): intracellular signal transduction
Source: RefSeq, a predicted model, not a curated record